AUGGCUGAAAUCGUUAUCUCUGCUUUCCUCGCUGUUGCUUUUGAGAAGUUGGCCUCUGGAGCUUUGAAGAAACUUGCUCACUCUGUGGGGAUUCAAUCCCAGCUGAAGAAAUGGGAGAGGCUAUUAUCGCAACUCCAUGAUCUUCUGUCUGACGCUUCUCAGAAGGAAAUAACUAAUAGAUGUGUGAAACAGUGGUUAAAUAGUCUCCAACAUUUAGCUUAUGACAUAGACGACAUACUCGAUGAUUUGGCAACUGAAGCUAUGCAUCGUGAGUUGACCGAAGAAUCUGGAACAACCACUAGCAAGGUAAAAAAGCUUAUCCCAACUUGUUGCACAAGUUUCUCACUAAGUGCUAGGAUGCAUGGAAAGUUAAAUAAAAUCACCAUCAAGUUACAAGAUCUAGUAGACGAAAAUCGUACUCUUGGGUUGACUGUGAAAGAUGGAAAGUCAAGAAAUACAAAUAGAAGAUCUCAAACUUCUUUGGUAGAUUCAUCAAGUAUUGUUGGAAGACAAGUUGAUAAAGAGGCUUUGCUCCACAAGCUAUUGGGGGAUGAAGGAUGUAAACAAAACUUUAGCAUCGUGCCCAUUGUUGGCAUGGGUGGGGUAGGUAAAACCACUUUGGCUAGACUUUUGUAUGACGAAAAGCAAGUGAAGGAACAUUUUGAACUCAAGGCGUGGGUUUGUGUUUCUGAUGAGUUUGAUAUCUUCAAUAUAAGCAACAUUAUUUUUCAAUCCGUAGUCGGGGAAAACAAAGAGUUUAAGGAUUUAAAUCUGCUUCAAGUAGCUUUAAAAGAGAAACUCUCAAUGAAACGAUUUCUACUCGUUCUUGAUGAUGUAUGGAGCGAAAGCUAUGGUGAUUGGGAAAUUUUAGCACGACCAUUUCUUGUAGGGGCACCGGGAAGUAAAGUUAUCAUCACAACUCGGAAGUUGUCAUUGCUUAUGCAACUCGGUUAUGAUCAACCAUAUCGUUUAUCCUUAUUGUCACAUGAUGAUGCUUUAUCUUUAUUUUGUAAACAUGCAUUGGAUGUAAAUAACUUUGAUUUACAUCCGAAACUUAGACAACAUGGUGAAGGUAUUGUGAAAAAAUGUGAUGGUUUGCCUUUGGCUUUGAUAGCACUUGGGAGAUUGUUAAGGACAAAAACGGAUGAAGAAGAAUGGGAGGAGUUGUUGAAUAGUGAGAUAUGGAGCCUAGAAAAGGGUGAUGAGAUUGUUCCCGCUCUUAGGCUAAGCUACAAAGAUCUAUCUGCCUCUUUGAAGCAGUUAUUUGCAUAUUGUUCCUUAUUCCCUAAGGACUACGUGUUUCACAAAGAGGAGCUUAUUCUUUUAUGGAUGGCAGAAGGAUUUUUGCACCAAUCAUUUUCCAACAAGUCAACAGAACGCUUGGGUCAUGAAUAUUUUGAAGAGUUGUUAUCAAGGUCUUUUUUUCAACAAGCACGUAAUGAGAAAUCAUUGUUUGUGAUGCAUGACUUGAUGAAUGACCUUGCAACAUCUGUUGCUGGAGACUUCUUUAUACGGAUUGACAAUGAUAAUGAGAAAGGUGUCAAGAAGGAAGCUAUGGAAAAGUAUCGGCAUAUGUCUUUUAUUCGUGAGGAAUAUAUCGUUUACAAGAAGUUCAAGGGAUUUGAAAAAGCUAAGAGUUUGCGAACAUUCUUAUCGGUGUCAUUCGAGGUGAAAAGAUGGUGGCAAAACUUCUACUUCUCUAAUAAAAUUCUAGUCGAUUUCCUCAUGGAGUUGCCAUUGUUAAGGGUUUUAUGUUUGAGAGAUUAUGAGAUAACCGAGUUACCAGAGUCAAUUGGUAGAUUAAAGCACUUGCGAUAUCUUAAUUUAUCUCGAACUAGAAUCACACAUUUGCCUGAAAACGUCUCCAACCUUUAUAAUUUAGAGACACUGAUCGUUUCUGGGUGUCGUAAUUUGAAAAGGUUGCCCAACAGCUUCGUAAAGCUUAAAAACUUGCGCCAUUUUGACAUUACAGGUACUCCGCUUUUGAAUAAAAUGCCAUUAGGGAUCAGUGAGUUGAAAAGCCUACAAAUUCUCACCAAGAUUGUUAUUGGAGGAAAUAAUGGCUAUGCAAUAACCGAGCUUAAAAACUUAAAGAAUCUACAUGGAAAAUUUUACAUCACAGGGCUGGAUCAAGUGCAAAACGCAAUUCAUGCAGAACAAUCUUGCUUAUUGGAAAAGAGGUUUAGUGAGUUAAAGCUGGAAUGGAAUGAUGUAUGCGAUAGCUCUAGGAAGGAAAUACUCGAUAAAAAGGUCCUUAACGUGUUGAAGCCUCAUCAAGAUAACUUGAAAAAGCUCAAAAUUCUGUCAUAUCGGGGUGUAGAUUUUCCAAAUUGGGUGGGGGAUUCCUCGUUCCAUCGGUUGACUUAUGUGUCCAUAAGAAACUGUAAAAAAUGCAUUUCUCUACCACCACUUGGACAUCUACCAUCACUUAAGAAGUUGUUUAUUCAAGGCAUGGAUGAGGUGAAAGUAGUAGGUUUGGAGUUAUUGGGAACAAGUGUUUCAUUCCCUUCACUUGAAAUUCUAAGUUUUCGAGAUAUGCAAGGGUGGGAGAUAUGGUCAACAAAUUCUGUUGUUGUAGAUACAAUGUUCCCAUGUCUUCAAGAGCUUUGCAUAGACGAUUGUCCUAAUUUGGUUGAAAUCUCGCUUAAGUCGCUUCCAAGACUAAAUACUCUUAAAAUAAUCGGGUGUGAUAAUGUUGUGUUGACAAGUCUAGUUCAUGUAGCUUCAUCGAUCAAGAUAUUGGAAAUGUGGCAUAUUUUUGGGCUUUCGAAUGAGCUUUGGGGAGGUGUUAUGAAGUAUCUUUGGAAAGUUGAAGAAGUAAGAGUCAAUUGGUGUAACGAAAUAAGAUACUUGUGGGAAUCUGAAGUAGAGGCAAGUAAGUUUCUUAUAAAUUUAAGGAAGUUGGUAGUAUGUGAAUGUGAAAAUUUGGAGAGUUUGGGAGAGAAUGAGGAGGAUAAUUGUGGGACCCAUUUAACAUCUCUUCGGAUCUUGGAGGUAUCAUUUUGUAAAAGUAUGGAGCGUUGUAGUUGUCCGGGUAGCGUUGAGACCUUGAAUAUCUCAUCAUGUCCUUCAUUGAAAUCUAUAUUCUUCCCAACAGGAGGACAAAAGCUCAAGUCACUUACCAUUGAUGAUUGUCAGAAUUUCUUGGAAAAAGAAUUCAUUGGUGGUGGAGGAGGAGGAGAGAAGACUAUAAUGCUUAGCAAUACAAGCAUGCCGAUACUUGAAGAUUUAGAGAUAAUUUGUUGGCCAAAUUUGAAGUCAAUCAUUGACUUGAGCUACUUCGUUUAUCUUACCGAAUUGGUUAUAGAAGAUUGUCCAAAUAUGGAGUCAUUUCCUGAUCACGAAUUGCCAAAUCUCACAUUCUUAAAACUUUUGGUGAUAAAAAAUUGUCCAAGUACCAAUGCUUCCUUUCCUCAUGGGCUUUGGCCUCCAAACUUGUGUACUCUCAAAAUAGGGGGGUUGAAAAAGCAAAUCACAGAGUGGGGUCCACAGAAUUUUCCAACCUCACUUGUUGAUUUAUCAUUAUGGGGAAGAUCAUCGGAAGAUGUGAGUAAUGGCAGUGAAUUGUCCCAUCUUCUUCCUUCAUCCCUUACUUCUUUUGGCAUAAACGGAUUUGAUAAACUAGAAUCACUUUCAAUGGAACUCCAACAUCUCACUUCCCUCCAACAUCUCUUCAUUCACAAGUGCCCAAAGAUGAUUCAUCUACCAAAAGCAUUGUUGCCUUCACUUUUGAGUUUGGACAUCUCCGGAUGCCCGAAUUUGAAUGAAAUGAUUAGUAGAAGAGGCUCUUACCGAUGCCUCAUCUCUGGUAUCCCCUCAGUCACAACAAUAUGA
This is a messenger RNA of Lactuca saligna, 3834 nucleotides long. Lineage: Eukaryota; Viridiplantae; Streptophyta; Magnoliopsida; Asterales; Asteraceae. The record is from the annotation of a GenBank genome assembly.